Cuscuta europaea is the source of this 1406-nucleotide messenger RNA. NCBI's taxonomy places the organism in Eukaryota, Viridiplantae, Streptophyta, Magnoliopsida, Solanales, Convolvulaceae. The record is from the annotation of a GenBank genome assembly.
CUUAUCUCCUAUCUACUUCGAGCAUCCACAUACCACAAUCUACAUCGCCAUAAACGCACCAAUCGCUAUUCAAACCCUUGUUUUUUCUUCACGAUUUAUGGAACCUGCAGAGCUAGCUAACUACGCGGAGCAAUGGUGGGAGCUUCAGAGCAGGGCCUUACCAACUCCGUCGCACGGAGGAUGGCGUCCAUUGCAAACCACCUCUCUCCGACGCAACCAAGUCCGUCCUCUCCUCCUUCAAUUCGCUGGUCGAGUUGCAGCUCUUCCAUGAACGAUAGCUACCACAAAGUUCACGGCGAAGUCCCCAGUCACGGGCCCGUUUGGAGAUUGGUUCCCUCGGAUGAGUCUGGCAAAGAGUUCACUGAUAUCAUCUACGAGAAGGCAGUCGGGGAAGCCAUUGCUAAGAUUACCAUUAAUAGACCAGAAAGGAGAAAUGCUUUCAGGCCUCACACAAUCAAGGAACUUAUUCGUGCAUUUAAUGAUGCCAGGGAUGAUGGUUCUAUUGGGGUCAUCAUCCUCACAGGGAAGGGGACUAAGGCCUUCUGCAGUGGGGGUGAUCAGGCAUUAAGAAAUAAGGAUGGCUAUGCUGAUUAUGAAAAUUUUGGCCGUCUCAAUGUUUUGGAUUUACAGGUUCAGAUUCGUCGACUUCCAAAACCAGUAAUUGCGAUGGUUGCAGGUUAUGCUGUUGGGGGAGGAAAUGUGUUGCACAUGGUUUGUGACCUCACAAUUGCAGCUGAUAAUGCUAUGUUUGGUCAGACGGGACCAAAGGUAGGGAGCUUUGAUGCUGGCUAUGGGAGUUCCAUAAUGUCCCGUUUGGUUGGCCCAAAGAAGGCUCGUGAAAUGUGGUUUUUGACAAGGUUUUAUACGUCUACUGAAGCGGAGAAAAUGGGACUUGUAAACACUGUUGUCCCGUUAGAUAAGCUGGAACAAGAAACUAUAAAAUGGUGUCGUGAGAUGCUAAGAAAUAGUCCUACUGCUAUUCGGGUCCUUAAAUCAGCUCUCAACGCUGUCGAUGAUGGACAUGCUGGACUUCAGGGGCUGGGAGGAGAUGCAACACUGCUAUUUUAUGGAACUGAUGAAGGCAAUGAGGGAAAAAAUGCCUAUGUGCAACGCAGACGACCCGAUUUCUCUAAAUUUCCAAGAUUACCUUAGCAUUGUAUAUUAUAGAGUAUCUACAUUCUCCAUAAGUGCCGGGCUUAAUUCAUCAUUUGUUGAAAAUAAAUGUUGGUUACUGAUAUUAUUAUUAUUAUUACUGAAAUAAAGGUUAUUUACAAAAAAUGUAACAUAAGUGUAUUGACUAUAGUAUUAACUUUCAAAUAAGCCCUUGCAUUUUAUGAAAAACAGAAAUUAAAUCCUUGUACUUUCAAAAACCCCAAUCAGCCCCCGAAACUUCGAAAGUUGUAAAC